AUGCGUGCCAGCUCUACGACAUCGACCGAUUCGAACGGUUUCCCGGUGAAGGAUGCCGAUGCGCUCAAGCUUUUCGUCGGGCAGAUUCCACGUAACCUGGAAGAAAAAGAUCUACGCCAUUUAUUCGAGCAAUUCGGUAAAAUCUACGAGUUCACCAUCCUUAAGGACAAAUAUACUGGUAUGCACAAGGGUUGCGCUUUUCUAACGUAUUGUCAUCGUGACAGCGCAGUGAAAUGUCAAGCAGCUCUUCACGAUCAGAAGACUUUGCCCGGGGUAAGUCAUGCAGCCGAGGUGGCUUUCUUUGAACCCUUGGAAAUACUUGAAGGAUUUCUUGUUAGGGAACACCAGGCUAUUGCCCCCUUUCUUCCUCUUUGCACAGCCUCAUCACGGCUUACUGAGGCCUGGUAA
Cooperia oncophora is the source of this 408-nucleotide messenger RNA. NCBI's taxonomy places the organism in Eukaryota, Metazoa, Nematoda, Chromadorea, Rhabditida, Trichostrongylidae. The record is from the annotation of a GenBank genome assembly.